AUGGCUCGUUUCUAUUAUCAAUGCAAUUUUGAUUUAAAAAACGAAACUGGAUACGAUAAUGCUGUAUUAAAACCAUUCGUUUGUCCGCCGGACAAAUAUUGUCCUUAUUGUUGUUGCAAUUGGCAGUGUUGUAUCGUGGUACAAAAACGUCCACCACGACAAAUCUGGGAGACUUGGUACUUUUGGUUGGGCGUUGCAUUAUUAGCUGUUUUUAUCCUAAUUUCGGUGUGCAGCUACGUAGUCAGUAAUUAUAGGCAUAACGUUCAAGGUGUGCCGUUCCGACAUAAUGCACAUAUUAAUGAUAACGAACGAAACCAUCGAGCCAAUCGUUCUAGACCAACACAAAACGAGGUGUCUAUAAGUAUAAUUCCUACAUCAGGAUUACUAUUGGGUCAUAAAAAAAUGGUCAUGAUUUCUACACAAAAUAAUGUCGCUCAUUUGAGUAAGUCAAUAUUAUUGCAAGACACGUUAAAAAUAUUAUCAACAUCUGUUAAAAAUUAUUCAUUGUUCAUUGAAUCAAUUCAAAUGCAUUCGAGUUAUAGACAAAGGUGACCAUAGAUCCUUGAAUCAAGGUCAUGUCUUCUCGUCUAGUUCUCGUCUAGAUUUCGAUUAGCUGGUUGAAGUGCAUACAUAUAUUUUAUUUACGUAUAUAUACUUUUAUUAUGCAUACAUAUAUAUAUAUAUAUAUAUAUACACACAAAUAUUUUAUAUAUAUAUAUAUAUAUAUAUAUAUA
Vespa crabro (European hornet) is the source of this 734-nucleotide messenger RNA. RefSeq lists its product as uncharacterized. Bases 1 to 552 code for a protein of 183 amino acids. The transcript has 2 exons. Lineage: Eukaryota; Metazoa; Arthropoda; Insecta; Hymenoptera; Vespidae. The record is from RefSeq and is a predicted model, not a curated record.